This is a messenger RNA of Saprolegnia parasitica CBS 223.65, 3622 nucleotides long. RefSeq lists its product as hypothetical. Bases 1 to 3486 code for a protein of 1161 amino acids. The record is from RefSeq and is a predicted model, not a curated record. The transcript is spliced from 2 exons. Lineage: Eukaryota; Oomycota; Saprolegniomycetes; Saprolegniales; Saprolegniaceae.
AUGACGGGCGGCCGACCAGGCGAUCGAGGCGGCGCGAGCCGCAGCAAUAGCCUGCGCGGGCCGGCGCCGUACCUGCACAGCGCCCGCGAGGAGCAGCUCUACAAACUCGUAAGUGACCUUAGCGAUGCAUGUCGUCAAGACAACAAUGCAAACGCCCUUCGGGACAUGCAUCUCAUCGAGACUCUGGAGAAGAACGCCAAGGACAUCUUAUCGCACCGCUCCAACAACAACAGCUCGAUGAUCGAAGACAAGCGCCGGCGACUCUCGGUCGAGCGCAACGCCAACAGCGACGAUGAAGGCGCGCGGCUCGGCCGCGACCGAAGCGUGCCACAGCCGACCGCGCCGACCCGUUACAACAUGCCCACGUUUUUUUCGAGAUCGAAUCUCGGCCCGAGUAUGCGCGGACCACCGGCCAAGCCCGCUCGACCGCCGGCGCGCAGUGGCAUGGCCGCCUUCGCCGACGACGACGACGACGACGACCACAUCCCGAACUACGCGUCACGCGAGACGGCCAUCAAUGCCCGCGACGCGCUCUGCUCGCUCGACGCGCUCUCGACCGACGAGCUCGACAUGCUCGGGUCGUCGAGUGCGUACGGUGACGACAAGCGCGACGCGAAUGACGACGAGGACAUUGAAAGCAUCAUGAACCAUGCCAAGGGCAGCGUCUUGAACCAGUAUGGCCCGCCGUCGCCGUACGGCCAGCCGCAAAAGCCUCGCGCCAACAGCCGCGAGAUCUUUCGGCAAACGACCGUCGAGCGCAAGACGAGCGCGCCGACCAAGACGUCGAGCCAGAGCAUGGUCCAGCAGCGGUCGGCGACGUUCCUCGACGCGCCCAAGAAGUCGGCGGACGGCAACUGGAAAGAGGGCGGCGACUACGUGUACACGCACCUCGGGUCCAAGAUCUUCGGCAAAGCGACCAAGGACAAGCUCAUCUCGGUCUCGUCGUCGUCGCUCGGCCCCCGGAGCAAGCCGUCGUUUGCAGACCCGAAGCUCUCGGAGGUAUCGUCGCCGCAGGCCAAAGUGAGUUUGAUGGGCCGCAGCACGGGCAGCGGUGACUCGUACGGCGGGUCCGAGUCGGACGACGGCUACUUGCCGCUGCGCGGGUACCAGUCGUACCAAAAAGAGUCGACGUCGCCCGACACGCGCCGCCUCGACGUCCUCGAGCGCGACCGGAAUGCGCUGCAGGAGCGGCUGCGGUCCAUGGAAGCCGACUUUGCCGCCAAGAUUGCGUCGCUGGAAGCGUCGGUCGCGGAGAAAGAGGCGCGCUGUGUGCUGCUGUCCGACCAAGUGCGGACGGCCAACGCCGCGACGGAGGCGCUCACACACCAAGUCGAAGCGAACGACGCGCAGUGGAAAACGCAGUUUGAGGCCGCGCAUGCGUCGCUGGAGGCAACGCUCGCGCGGCUCGAGCAGGAGAAGGCAUCGCUUUUGUCUCGGCUCGAGACCUACGAACCGAAGCGGCCGUCCAGCAUCAACCUCUUUGCGCAGCGCAUCAUUUGGCACCUCAAGGAGAUUCUGCGCGAAGACGAGGCCGAGGCGAGCAGCAGCAGUGAGCAGCAAUCGGAAGAGGCCCGCGCCAAGGCCACGCGCGUCUCGGCGCUUGUGAACCGGUUUGAAAAGUCGAACGCGCAAGUGCAAGCCAACUUUGCGCAGCAACUGCGGCACGACAUCAAGACGAUUGGCAUCCGUGCGUUCGAAGAGCACCCGGAGAACGUCGCGUCGAAAGCCAAGCUCUUGGAGACGAUUGCGGAUCUCGAGGCGCAACUCAAGGAGCAGAGCCGUGCCAUGGACGCGCUAUCCGAGGAAGCCAAGAACCAGCAGAGCCAGCUUGAGAUGGCGCUCCAGACAGCGAUGGAACGCGACGCUGACGUGAUGGACCUCGAGUCGCAGAUCCAGCGGCUUGCGCAGACGAACGACGCGGCGACCAACUCGGCCCACGACGCGACGCUGCUGCUGCUCAAGGACAAGACGUCGCAGCUCGCGGACGCACGCGCGGCCAUGGCGCAGCUCGAGGCCGAUGUGUCGACGCUAAACGAACACGUGGCCCAGCUCACGAGCACGGCCGAGGCGCGGGAGAAGGACCUCUCGGCGGCCCGCGCCGCGCUCAUCUCGGCGACCCGCGACAGCAGUGAAGCCAACCAUGUGGCCGAGCUCACGCAGGCACUUGAGGCGGCGACGCAGACCCAUGCGACGCAGCUCCGGGCCGCGUCGACCAAGACGCAAGACGAGAUAGCGGCGUUGAAAGCCCAGAUCGUCGCGCUCACGAAGGUGUCGAGUACGGAUGCUGCUGCCUAUGACGCGCUGUCGGCAGCCAAGACCAAGAUCGCGGCGCAGGAAGCCGAGCUCUCGACGCUGCAGGCGACGAUCGAGGACCUGCGGCGGCAGCUCGAAGACGCGCUGGCGCCGACCAUCAACCCGAUGCCGGCCGACGAGUGCGUCAAGAAGGUGCGUUUUGAGGACGAUGUGCUCAAGAGCGCCGACUCGACGUCGACGGUACAUCUCCAGCACAUUCUCAAGAAGCGCGACGAGGAGCUGCAUGACCUCAAGACGGAGCUGUACGAGCGCGCGUGUGACGUCAAUGCGCUGCGUGCCGAAGUCCUCGGCAAAACCGAGACGAUCGAGCUCUUGUCCAAGAAGCUGGCGGCCAAAACCAACACGAGUCUCGACAAGGCACCGACGUCGACGAUGGUGACCGCUAACCCGCAGACCACGUCGAUGCUGUUGGCCAACCCGGACAUGGCCAAGAUGGAGAUGUUCCUCUUCAACUCGCUCUGCGCCAAGCAGCAGGAAGUCGACGACCUCCUCGUCGAGCUCGAUCGCCGCGAAGAGGCUGUGCGCGCUGUUUGCGCGGCCGAAAUCGAAGCGCUCCAAGCCGAAGUCAAGGUGCUCGAAGAGCGGUACACGGAGAUGUCGACGGCGCUCAAGCUCGCACACGAACAGCAGUCGCACCUUGAAACCGAGACGGACAUGCAGCUCAAGAGCAUCGAGAACAAGCAAAAGCAGAUCAAGUCGCUGAUUUCGCUCAUGGCCGAGAAGGAGGCCGAGCUCGCGGAGCUGGACGAAGCACUCGCGAUCGCCGAGAUGCAGGUCGAGCACCUCAAGGCGACGUACCACGUGUCGUUUACGCUCGAACAAGAAGAGGCGUUUGCCACCGCGUACGAGGAAGGCGGCCGCAUGAGCUCGUUCUCGAUGAAGGCUGGCCGCGAGUCGUUCGCUGAGCGCGGCAAGUUUUUCGAGCGCAUGAGCCUGCACAUGGACGACACGGACUUUGAGAUUGAGGACCUCGCGCCGUUCCGGUCCCGCGCCAGCUCGACCAACUCGCUUCUCUCGGACAAGGGCACGCGUAGCAGUACUACGCAGCUCAGUGCCACGAGCAAGCCGUUCGAAGACGACAUGGAGUACGGGUCGCCGCGCUUUAGCAACCUCAGCUACGGCUCGGCACGCGACUCGAACAUCUCCGUGACCGAGUGGGACCCCGAGUUUUAAAACCACUCGGUCUUCUAUCUACACUAUCUAUGGCCCCAUCAAUCUGCCACGAGGCGCAGCGACCGAAGCCGUUGUCUCGUCGGCGUCCCCGUCGUUUCUUCCCUAAUCCCUUAUCCAGCACAUAUCGUGACUCGUC